AUGUUCCGCCUCCGGCGUUCGGCAGGCCAACUAGUAACCCAAAGUCGCCUCUUCAGUCAAACUCCAACAACACCCGCAAAAGCCCUGCCACCACGUCUCAAAAUCAACGAUGCGGAUCUAACAAUAUCCUACCUGAAAGGCACAGGACCAGGCGGACAGAAGAUCAACAAAACAAAUUCGGCCUGCCAGAUCAGUCACAAGCCCAGCGGAGUGGUGAUAAAAUGCCAAGCGACACGGUCCCGAGCGCAGAAUGAGAAGAUCGCGCGUUCAUUACUAGCGGACCGGGUGGAGGCGAAGUUGAAGGGGGAUCAGAGUCGAGUUGCUAUCAAGGCCGCGGCGGCGAAGAAGAAGAAGGCUAGUAAGAUGAAGAAGACUCGGCGGAAGUAUCGGGAGCUGGAAGGGAAGGAGGGGGAAGGGGAUAAGGAGCUUGCGGAUGGAGAAGAUAUCUUGGAGGAGGUUGAAGUGGAAGAAACAGAAGAGAAAGAGGUUGAGGUUGAGAAUGUGGUUGUGGAGGAGAAGGAAUCGGGGAAAAGUGUUUAA
Molecule: messenger RNA, 540 nt
Organism: Penicillium nucicola
Lineage: Eukaryota; Fungi; Ascomycota; Eurotiomycetes; Eurotiales; Aspergillaceae
Product: peptide chain release factor family protein
Exons: 2
Coding region: 1-540 (179 amino acids)
Biological process (GO): translational termination
Cellular component (GO): mitochondrion
Molecular function (GO): translation release factor activity
Source: RefSeq, a predicted model, not a curated record